Didymodactylos carnosus is the source of this 1399-nucleotide messenger RNA. The record is from the annotation of a GenBank genome assembly. NCBI's taxonomy places the organism in Eukaryota, Metazoa, Rotifera, Eurotatoria, Philodinida, Philodinidae.
AUGGUAGCAGUUACUCGUAGUGCGAAAGCACGUCAACACCAGUCACCCAUUGCAAGCAUUCCAAUAGUAGCUGGUGUUGUUGAAAAGAAAUGUCAUCGAAAUAAGAAAAAAAAAGGUGAAUCGCACACAGUAACAACAACAGGUGUACCAUCAACAUCAUCUGUCAUCACAAUGGCAUCACCCUCAUCACCAACACCAGUUACAUUAUUUCAUCAUCAAGAUAAUAAUGAUGAUAAUAGCAUUAACGAUGCUUAUCAAUAUAUUGAUUCACCAUCAGCCAAAUCAAUUCGAAUCGAUAAUGAUCAACAGGAUAAAUCAGAUGAUUGUGAUGACGAAGAAUUAGAUACAAUGGCAGCAUGGCCAGUUAUUGUCGAUGAAAUUCAGUGGUGUAAAACAAAUUGUGGUAAUGAUCGUAUGUGUAUGGGCGGAUAUACCUGCGAUUCUUUCUCUCAAUUAUUACAAAAAACACUCGUAACUUUCGUUGUUCGAAGAAAAAUCUUCUUUGCCGUGCUGUUGUACAUCUAUUUAUGGAUUCCAAUAUGUACAAUGAUUCAAAUAAUGUUGAACAUAAUCAUCCACCAAAUCAACAUGAUGUGAAACGUUUAUUAGUAUUACUGAAGAUCAAAGAAAGAGUACUGACAGAACCAAUUUCUGUUACUCGGAUUAUAGAAGAUGAAUCUGUAAAGAUGAUCUAAAUGAUGAUGAUCGACGACCUUUUUUAUUACCAGUAUCACAAGGUAAGUGAUAUAGAUAGACUUAAGUUGCAUGUGAAAUACCAUGCCUUAAGUUUCAUACACACUUAUGUUAUUCUGAGUACUUUAGCAUCAAAAUUUCAUAAAAUUCGUGCUAAAAUGUUGCCACCUAAUCCAAAAUCAUUGGACUUUCAAGUCCCAGCAAUGUACUGAACAACUCACAGUGGUAAAGAAUUUCUGAUUUACGAUUCAAUACAUAAAAAACAAGGAGGAAGACUGAUGAUUUUUUCUACCAAAGUCUUAAUCGAAAUGUUAUGUGGUUGUGAAGUUAUAUUGGUUGAUGGAACCUUCAAAACACGUCCUAUCUUGUUUUCUCAAGUAUAUGUCGUAAUGGGUCAGCAUCUCGAUGAAGGUAUAUAUAUGCUUUGUCCUCAGUUCAGCUUCAUUUGAAAUUGGGACGAUAAACUCAUUGGAAAAAUUAGUAAGUGUCGUAUUUAAAUAAAGUCACUGAUAUGUUUUUCUUCUUUCUUUCUUUCCAGUUUCCUGAUAUUUCUAUCCACGGAUGUUGGUAUCAUUUUACCCAGGCGAUAUUUCCAAAUAUACAAAAAAAAAAUUAGUUUGUCACAGAUGUAUGAAAAAAAUGAUAAUAAGAACAACACUUAUAGUAGGCUUUUACGAGUAAAGUUUUUCUUUUCACUUAUUACUGC